GUGUCCUCUUAAUGGGUUGCAACAAAAACCCGCACCCACUGCGGCCCUUUGUGGAAUAGUUUGCCCACCCCUGCCAUAGAUAGAAGUAGUCAUGGCAAGUUGAAACAAACUUGCUCAGAACCGAUGACGUAUAUUAUCAGUGGACCACUGCUCCGGAAGCGCUCUCUCUGGACCUAUCAGGGACUUGCUGUUCUUUUGUGUUCCCUUCUCCCAACCAAACGAGUUCCUUCAAAGUAUUCUCAUCGGAUGCGACAAAAUAAUCCUGACCUAAGGCGAACGCAAUCAAAAACAUCAAGCUAGGAGAGACGUGGAAGACGAGGUGAAGACACCCAGGACACGAACAGCAACUGAAAAAUAAAAAUGAGGUAUCCCGCAGACGUCACUAUUAAAGAGCUUCACCCUCAGAAGCACGAUCCCCUCCACGGAGAUGCCGUACAUUAAUCAGGAGAAGCCAGAGACCCCCAGCAUUAAAGAAGAACAACAUGAAGAUGAAAUCACUACGUGUCCAAUGACCGUCAGUGUGAAAAGUGAGGAAGAUGAAGGUCCAAGCACACAGAGCGGAGCAGCGAAACCUUUGAGCGACAGCUCAUUUCAACACCCGACGACAAAAGGAGAGGGACAAUUGCAACCUGACGGUUUGUUAGCGCCGCUCUCAGACAGUGACGACGUAACGUCACACUCUUCUGAUUUUAACACUGAUGAGGAGGACAAAGACUUUGACCAAAAUGCUUCAAAAUCCUUAAACAAUUCCUCAUUGAAAAGAGGCACAAAAGUGGUUGGGAAACCUUUUACCUGCUCACUCUGUGAUAAAACAUAUUCUAAGAAUAAUAACUUAAAAAGACACAUGUUUACACACACCGGGGAGAAGCAUUUCGCCUGCUCAUUUUGCGAUAAAAGAUUCGUUCAGAAGUCACAUUUAAACAUUCACACAAGAAUACAUACUGGAGAGAAGCCUUUUCAAUGCACAUCUUGUGGUAAACAAUUCACUGAUAAGGGAUGUUUAAACAAACACACAAAGAUACACACUGGAGAGAAAUCUUUUACCUGCUCACUUUGUGAUAAAACAUUUUCUCAGAAAAUUCACUUACAAAGACACAUGUAUACACACACCGGGGAGAAGCCUUUCGCCUGCUCAUUUUGCGAUAAAAGAUUUGCUGUGAAGUCAGAUUUAAACAUUCACACAAGAAUACAUACUGGAGAGAAGCCUUUUCAAUGCACACCUUGUGGUAAACAAUUCACUAAUAAGGGAUCUUUAAACAAACACACAAAGAUACACACUGGAGAGAAGUCUUUUGUCUGCACAUCUUGUGGUAAACAAUUCACUAAGAAGGGAUCUUUAAACAAACACACAAAGAUACACACUGGAGAGAAGUCUUUUGUCUGCACAUCUUGUGGUAAACGAUUCACCGAAAAGGGACAGUUAAACAGACACACACUCACACACACUGGAGAAAAGCCUUUUCUCUGCACAAGUUGUGGUAAAAGAUUCAUUGAGAAAAGAGAUUUUAGCAGUCACACAAGAACACACACUGGAGAGAAGCCUUUUGCUUGCUCUCACUGUGAUAAAAGAUUUUGUACAAAGCAAAUAUUAACAAGACACACGCAUACACACACUGUUGAGAAGCCCUUUGCCUGCUCUCGUUGCUAUGAAAGAUUUUGUACGAAGCGAACGUUAACAAGACACACGUGUACAAACAUCGGGUGAAAAGGCUUUUCUGUGCACACUUUGUGGUAAAAAAUUUACCCGGAAGUAAGAUUAAAACAAUCACUCAAAAAGACACACCCAAUUUACUUACGGCUUACUGUUUUACACAAUUUGACUUCUGAUUGUUGACAAUAUUUUGAUUCUUCCCUUCUUUUUCUUGUUGUUUGUCCUGUUUCCAACCUUUUAUCUGAAUAGUUUCAGAGUAGAUUUUUUUAUUUGUCUUGUGUAUUGUAAUCAUUUAAAAUCUGCUUCAUUGUAGAAGGACUGGACCUUUUUAUUUUUACUAGGGCUGUCAAAUUUAUCGCGUUAAUGGGCGGUAAUUAAUUUUUUUAAUUAAUCAUGUUAAAAUAUUUAAUGCAUGCGCGGAACGACCCACUCGUGCAUUGCCGCAAACUACAAUUGCGCCGAUUUACGUAUAUACAGAGCUCAGAGACAGGUGAGAGGAUCGGAUACAGGCAUUCAUUGGGGCUGUGCUUUUUAUUGGCAAAAGCUUUAGCAUCCCUUCCACAACAACUGUUGUGGCGAGUGAUGUGAGGAAAAAAGACAUGAGAUGAUCUUUUUCUUAAUACCCUGUAUUGUGCACAACGCAGAGAAGAUAUAACAUUUGCAGCAACCACACACAGUCAUGGUUGCACCACUUCCCAUCAUGCAUUUGGGCAGAACAGUUAAGUCGCUACAGUAUCAUUUACUGAAAGCUCAACAAAUACACUAGAUGGCAAUAUUUAGUCACAAUAUACAAACUCCCAUUUAUCCUUUAAGAAUUAAGUCUUUCUAUCCGUGGAUCCCUUUCACAGAAAGAAUGCUAAUAAUGUUAAUGCCAUCUUGUGGAUUUAUUCGUCAAACCUUUUCUUUUAUCCCAGGCAUUAGUAGGUGGUUUUAUUUACCUGACAUGUUUCGGCGAGCACUUCCGCCUUCGUCAGAGGGUCACUGAUUGUGUGACGCGUCUUUAUCUGCUGCCCAUUCACUCUUCCAAGAUGCUGUUCCAGGUCAUAGAGAGCAUGUAUGCCCCCUCUUCCCUGUUGAUGGUCCUCGGGCCCUGCUUGCGGAUCUCAAUGGCCUCCCUGAUCCAGCGCUGAUGUUUGUUUUCUUCUUCGAUGAAUGGGCUUUAUUUUCUUAUGAUACAAGGGAACGGUUUUGCAAGGUUUGACAAUAAAAGACCAAAUCAUCAGUCAAGUCUCACCCUUAUUCGGAGCGGGUCCACUACAAACACUGUCAUGAACAUUUCUCCCCAGCUACAAGAAUUAACUCCAGUAUGUUUAGUCUGUCUAGCAGUGCUAAAAUGUGUUUUUUUUCACUCUGGUAACUGUGUUAAGAGAAUGUGCGUGUGUAUAAUGUAAACAUGAUAUGAGUCAUACACUUGUGCUUAUUAUGGACAAUAAUUCAAUUAUUUUAUUUCUGAUGGUAAUAAUGUUAUGCUGUGGGGUUAGGCUCACCUGAAGGGCUGCAUUUAGAAUUUUUAUAUCUUAUUUUAUUUUGCUUAACAUUAUACUUAUGUUCCAAUUAAAAAAAACAUAAUAAUAAAAAUCCUGUUCAAUUGAUUUUUUUUUUUUAACCCAGAUUUCUCUUACACAUUUUGGAGCUGUAAUUGCAAUACUGUGAAACUGUGAUACUGUGAUAUUUU
Molecule: messenger RNA, 3326 nt
Organism: Corythoichthys intestinalis (scribbled pipefish)
Lineage: Eukaryota; Metazoa; Chordata; Actinopteri; Syngnathiformes; Syngnathidae
Product: gastrula zinc finger protein XlCGF52.1-like
Exons: 3
Coding region: 428-1705 (425 amino acids)
Source: RefSeq, a predicted model, not a curated record